Messenger RNA from Coniosporium apollinis CBS 100218, 1599 nucleotides. RefSeq lists its product as uncharacterized. NCBI's taxonomy places the organism in Eukaryota, Fungi, Ascomycota, Dothideomycetes. Gene Ontology annotation, biological process: transmembrane transport. Bases 1 to 1599 code for a protein of 532 amino acids. The record is from RefSeq and is a predicted model, not a curated record. The transcript is spliced from 8 exons. Gene Ontology annotation, molecular function: transmembrane transporter activity.
AUGCGUCUACAUACACUCAAAGAGCUUGAUCAAACAGAGGGCACCGUCCAACUGCGACAGCCUGCCAGCGGGGGUGCAACUGCGUCCGAGCUAGUUCUCGUUCCUCACCCCUCGGACACAGAUCCCAACGAUCCACUGCGAUGGCCACCUUGGAAGAAGCAUGUUGCGUUUACGAGCGUGUGCGCGUUUACGUUCCUGACGAACUAUGCCAUCGGCGGACUGGCCCCGGCCUUCUACCUGCUUUCGCUCGAGUUCAAUAAGACGAUGACCGAGACUAGCGAGCUGCUUCUGUGGCCGAUCCUGGUGCUGGGAGUCUUUAACUUCUUCUGGGUGCCAAUGGCCAAUUACUUCGGGAAGCGCCCGGUCUUCGUUUUCGCUUCACUUUUGCUAUGUGUUUGCUAUGUCUGGGGUGCUGCAGCGACGAGCUUCAACAGCCUCUUGUGGUCCAACAUCGUUGCCGCGUUUGCCGGUUCAUCGACAGAAGCAUUGGGAGCUGCAAUCGUCAAUGACCUGUACUUCCUGCACGAGCGUGGCGCGAAAAUGGGAAUCUACAUGAACGCAAUCUCGGGUGGUAACACCAUCGGCCCGCUGAUAUGCGGAUUCGUUGUGCAGAGUCUUGGCUGGAGAUGGCACAAAUGGAUAGCGGUAAUCUUUACAGCCAUAAACUUCGUGGCGGUUGCUCUCUUCGUCCCAGAGACUCGGUAUGACAGGACAGUUUCGAGCAAUCUGGCCCCGACUAUGUCCGAUUCCGCAGUAUCGUCUUCAGACGAGGAGACUUCAAUGGAGAAGACGGUCACGCCCAACUCGAAGGAAGUGUCCGAAUCACCUGAACGUCGUGCUACGAGAAUGCAGGUGCCGAAAAAGACUUUUGUUCAAGAGCUCAGCCUCUCGUCUGGUACCCCUGCGGAUACGAAUCUGUUCAAGAUGUUCGUCCGCCCUUUCCCGCUUCUCGCAUAUCCGGCGAUCACUUAUGCGUUCCUUGGCUAUUCCGUGGCGCUUGCUUGGGUCGUAGCCGUCAACAUUCUGAACUCUUUCAUCCUGCAAGCGCCGCCGUACAACUGGCAGCCGCAGAUCAAUGGCUUGAUUAACAUUCCGGGCCUUCUCGGUAACAUAUUCGGUGCCUGGGCGGGUGGUUCGUUGGUGGACCGUUACUGUGCGUGGAGGGCUGUGAAAAACAACGGCAUCUUCCAGCCAGAGACUCGGCUUGUUCUGCUGAUGGUGCCAACGCUCCUUGUUCCCGCUGGGUGUCUCCUCUUCGGCUAUGGUGUUGAAAACACCAUGUCCUGGGUAGCAUUGUUCUUCGGAUACGGAUUGGUGUCUGUCGGUCUUACUGCAGUACCCACAAUCACAAUGGCAUACGCCAGCGAUCUCUAUCUUCCGAUCAAUGGAGACGCGUUGUUACUAAUUAAUGGCCUGAAGAACAUAGUGGCUUUCGGUUUUCUGUACGGAGUUGUGCCUUGGGUCACAAAAGUCGGGUAUAUCGAUUCUUUCGGAACACAGGCCGGCCUCUUCGUGGCUAUCAUCGGACUUGGCCUUCCAUUGUAUUUGUUCGGCGGGAGAAUUCGGCAUAGAACCGCGCAAUGGCGUAUCAUCUUGUAA